This is a messenger RNA of Rhinolophus ferrumequinum (greater horseshoe bat), 1044 nucleotides long. RefSeq names its product phosphopantothenoylcysteine synthetase (gene PPCS). The transcript is spliced from 2 exons. The record is from RefSeq and is a predicted model, not a curated record. The coding region runs from base 223 to 540 and encodes 105 amino acids. Lineage: Eukaryota; Metazoa; Chordata; Mammalia; Chiroptera; Rhinolophidae. Gene Ontology annotation, cellular component: nucleus; cytoplasm. Gene Ontology annotation, biological process: coenzyme A biosynthetic process. Gene Ontology annotation, molecular function: phosphopantothenate--cysteine ligase activity.
GCGCUUCUCUUCCAGAGCUCUGAUCCCCUAUAACCAACCUUGGGUUAAUUCCCUCUUGGUCUGGAGAUGGCCUUUCUGCAUUUCAUAUGUGCUAGGCACUGGGGAUACAGAGAUGAAUAAGACACCGCUCUUCCCCAAGGACCUCACAAUCUAGUGAGGGAGCUGGACACAGACAUAAUUACAAUACAGAGUGAUAAAUGUCCUAGUGGAGUACAGAUAACAAUGAAGAUGGUGCCAAAAAUGCUUUUUCCUUUGGUUAAAGACUGGGCUCCCAAAGCAUUUGUAAUUUCCUUUAAGUUGGAGACUGACUCCUCCAUCGUAAUUGAUCGUGCACGGAGUGCUUUGGAAGUUUAUCAACAUCAAGUGGUGGUCGCUAAUAUCCUUGAGUCACGACGAUCCUUUGUGGUUAUUGUAACCAAAGAUUCAGAAACUAAGUUAUUGCUAUCAGAGGAAGAAGUAGAAAAAGGCAUAGAGAUAGAAGAGAAGAUCGUAGUUCAUCUUCAGUCUCGGCACACAGCCUUUAUACAAGACAAAAACUGAAGGUCAAAGGUUACAGGAUCAAAAAUUGUUCGGUGGACCAGGCCUCUUACAGAUGGUGAGAACUAGAAUAAAUACUUUACUUUCAUAAAGACAGAGAAAAUGAAGGGAAAAAGUGAGUGGUGAGCAGGUGAACACGGUUUGGUAUUUGUCUUUUAAAGGUAAUUUCAUACUCAUUAAAUAUGAAAAAAGCAAAGCAGACCUGACACACACGUCUGAAUGUCAUCUUGAUUUUGAAAAUGAACACGAGCUGUUUCUCACCUUUAAAACAAGAGCUUAUUGGGAAUUAUGUUCCUCAGAAUACACAUGUGGGGCCUGAAUAUCAACCUUCAUACUGUUAAAUGGAUAUGGAUGUGUGAGUGGCCAUGGUUUGAAGAUCAAAUAGUUGCUGAUGCUUACUGUGUGGUACGCCCUGAUGAUUAUGAGGAUUAAAAAGAUUAAUAAUGAACAUGUCUAGUUUGGGAAAUGGAUAUAUAAAGUGCAAUAAAGUGUAUACCCAAACGCUGA